GUUAUCAGAAUCAUCAAAUGAGUGCUUGUGAGAAUACAUCGUCGUAAACACUCGAGUGGGACGACAGAAUCCACACACACUCGCUGCCGGAAUCAGACGCAGACACCGUGAAGUUCUGCGUUUGGAAAAGCAAUCAAAGAAUGGCAACGCAUCUACUCUCAUCAUCAUCAUCAAGAAUCUGUUCUUCAAGUUUCAAUCAAAUACCCAAUUCAAUUCACGCAUUCAUUCAUCCUGUUAAACCCUAUAAUUUCACUUCAAAUUCUCAAUACCAUAAACGAUGCUGCACUUUUACUAAACUUGCUUGUUUAUGUUCAAAAUCGAGAUUAUUAUGCCAAAGUACCACAACAAAGGCAGUGAUAUCAGAAAUUCCCUACCAGAAUCAGAAAUACUCCAAGAUUGGUGCCCUUUCAGUUGGUCCUAUUCCAUCCGCCAAACUCCUCGAGAGCGUUGAAAUUGCUGCCAAAACUGGAGCUGAGGUUGUGAUGGAAGCUGUAAAUAAGCCUAGAAAUAUCAGCUAUAAAGGACUCACUGAUUUGGUUACCGACACAGAUAAAAUGAGCGAGGCAGCCAUUCUCAGUGUUGUGAGAAAGAAUUUUCCCGAUCACCUUAUUUUAGGAGAAGAAGGAGGCGUCAUUGGAGAUUCAUCUUCUGAUUAUCUUUGGUGCAUAGACCCCUUGGAUGGGACGACAAAUUUUGCACAUGGCUAUCCCAGCUUUGCUGUGUCUGUGGGAGUGCUCUUCAGAGGAAAGCCAGCUGCUGCUGCUGUGGUAGAAUUUGUUGGGGGCGCCAUGUGUUGGAACACACGCAUAUUCUCUGCUGUUGCUGGUGGAGGUGCAUUCUGUAAUGGACAAAAGAUUCAUGUUAGUCAGACUGACAAGGUUGAGCGAUCUCUAUUGGUGACUGGGUUUGGCUAUGAACAUGACGAUCCAUGGGCUACCAACAUGAACUUAUUCAAAGAAUUUACAGACAUCAGUCGGGGUGUGCGAAGACUAGGUGCAGCUGCUGUGGAUAUGUGCCAUGUUGCUCUUGGUAUCGUAGAAGCAUAUUGGGAAUAUCGUCUAAAACCAUGGGAUAUGGCUGCUGGUGUUUUGGUAAUGCUACUUAUCCUCGAGAUAUGCUUUAAAAAAUCAUCCCUAUGCAGUCUUUUGUCUGUUAGCAAUAGAAAAUGUAAACGUUACUGGAGCUGCUAUCUUAGGUUUGCUUCUAUGACACUAAACUCAACCCCAAAUCUUUUAGCCGUUGUGACAAUGAGUAUUGCGUGUGAGUUUAUUGCAAGUGGAUAUUAUAGUUAUAAAUAUAGUGAAGGCUUGAAGCAGUUAUUUCAAGGUAAGAUAGAUGUUGUCAAUCUGAGUGCUAAUCUUGUUGCUUCUCAAAUGCAGCUUCUAGAGAAAAUUGGUAUUGCAACAGAGGAACUAAAAGGCAAGGGAAUCGAUUUCUCUUUAUGGUACAAGCCAGAUGAUUAUAACACAGAAUUAUAAUUGACACAACUUAUUGAUGUUGUUAUUAGCUCAUUUUAUUUCGCUCUCUUUCUAGACUACAGAAUUAAGGUUUAUCGCUCGAUAACCGUUACUUAAACUUUAUGUGAAUUGUAUUUUGUACUUUUAUUUGUUCUCCUAUGUAUACUAUAUAUGUCAAUAAGCAUACAUCAUAAUAGUUUUCUUUUUGUCUGAAA
Cynara cardunculus var. scolymus (artichoke) is the source of this 1672-nucleotide messenger RNA. RefSeq names its product phosphatase IMPL1, chloroplastic-like. The record is from RefSeq and is a predicted model, not a curated record. Gene Ontology annotation, molecular function: inositol monophosphate 1-phosphatase activity. Bases 141 to 1478 code for a protein of 445 amino acids. NCBI's taxonomy places the organism in Eukaryota, Viridiplantae, Streptophyta, Magnoliopsida, Asterales, Asteraceae. Gene Ontology annotation, biological process: phosphatidylinositol phosphate biosynthetic process; inositol metabolic process; signal transduction. The transcript has 11 exons.